This is a messenger RNA of Populus trichocarpa (black cottonwood), 1419 nucleotides long. Its product is annotated as ubiquinol oxidase 4, chloroplastic/chromoplastic. Gene Ontology annotation, biological process: alternative respiration. The transcript is spliced from 9 exons. NCBI's taxonomy places the organism in Eukaryota, Viridiplantae, Streptophyta, Magnoliopsida, Malpighiales, Salicaceae. Gene Ontology annotation, cellular component: mitochondrion; thylakoid. Gene Ontology annotation, molecular function: alternative oxidase activity. The coding region runs from base 213 to 1289 and encodes 358 amino acids. The record is from RefSeq and is a predicted model, not a curated record.
AAUAUACCACUACCAUGGAUUCGGCCACAGAAAACGCCCAGCUUGCCACACCAUAAACGACGACACUACCCGUUACGACCGUUUCCAUUUCCUUGCCUUAAAUCAAUCAACCGUACUCACACUGUUCUUCUUCUUCUAACAACUUCUGCAAUUUGUUCUCAUUUAUGUUCAGACAGCUUCUCAGCAGCUAAUCUCUCAAAAAUAAUAAGAAAAUGGCAGCAGCAGGUCUCUCUUCUUCUUCAUGUACUGUAUUCACACUCUCCUCAUCCUUUAAAACCAGAAGACAUCUCACUAAAACCCCACAAAACCCUUUGCUUUUCAAACGCAACAACAGCAGCAACCGCACUUCACAUCCCUUUCUUCCUUCCAGAAAGUUGUGUAGAGUUCAAGCAACAAUUUUGAGAGAAGAUGAAGAGAAGAAAGUUGUUGUUGAGGAAUCAUUUCAACCAAAGACUUUCACUCAUGAGCCUGUUCGGGGCUCACCACAAUCUUCAUCGCCUGGUGGAUUAGAGACUUGGGCUAUCAAGCUUGAGCAAUCUGUCAAUGUCUUUCUCACUGAUUCGGUGAUAAAAAUUCUUGAUACUCUUUAUCACGACCGCGAUUAUGCUAGGUUCUUUGUUUUGGAAACUAUUGCUAGAGUUCCUUAUUUUGCCUUUAUAUCUGUUCUUCACAUGUAUGAGAGUUUUGGUUGGUGGAGAAGAGCUGAUUAUCUCAAAGUGCAUUUUGCUGAGAGCUGGAAUGAGAUGCAUCACUUGCUUAUCAUGGAAGAAUUGGGUGGUAAUUCUUGGUGGUUUGACCGGCUUCUUGCUCAAGUUAUAGCAACCUCUUAUUAUUUCAUGACAGUCUUAAUGUAUGCAUUGAGCCCAAGAAUGGCAUAUCACUUCUCUGAAUGUGUUGAGAGCCAUGCAUUUGCAACUUAUGACAAAUUUAUCAAGGCCCAAGGAGAUGAUUUGAAAAAAUUGCCUGCACCUGAGGUUGCUGUAAAAUAUUAUACCGAGGGUGAUUUGUACUUGUUUGAUGAAUUUCAAACUUCCAGAGCUCCCCAUUCUCGUAGGCCAAAAAUAGAGAAUUUGUAUGAUGUAUUUCUGAACGUCAGAGAUGAUGAGGCUGAACAUUGUAAGACCAUGAAGGCCUGCCAAACACAUGGAAAUCUCCGCUCUCCACAUUCAUAUCCAGAGGAUGCUUUUGAAGAUGAUACUGGCUGUGAUCUUCCUCAAGCAGAUUGUGAAGGUAUUGUUGAUUGUAUAAAGAAAUCUGUAACAUCUCCUCCAUCAAAGCAAAAUAUUUGAAGGAGAACAAGGAAACAGUAUACAUUUCAGGUGAUGGAUAGUGAGAUAUUGUAUACAUAGAAAGAAACAUUACAAAUUUACAUAAUUUACAUGCCUUCAAGCUAAAAAUGAAAAUUGAAUCAUUUUUUUA